UUUGCCAUCAGUUCGAAAGCAGCUCUCGGUGAAAAUGAUGAAACUAAGCGCUUGUCUGCUCCUCUUAACUCUCUUGGCAACCCUGACCGCUGCAGCCCCCGCGAAGAUGGACCAAUACGCCCCCAAGAAGGAUGAUCAGGCCGCUGAUGAUAUAGCUGCGGAAUUAAAGCAAAUCGAAUUGAUACCUGCCUAUCCAGAGGAAAAAACUAAAGGAUUGCAGGAGUUGCUUGAUGAUGGGCCAGAGAUGAGUAAUGAUCCGGCUGCGCUAGCAAAACGAUUGAACUUAAAUCUUACGCAAAUUAUGCCGGGUCCAGAUAAAUUAGACGAAAUGACAAGCGGAGGGCUUUGGAUGCAAGAGGAGUUUAGAAGACGCCCUGAGGAAAUUAAAAAAGACCAGCUUGCUAUUAAUAUGAAGUCAGACGACGAGGAAUCCGUACAAAUCAAGAAAGAAAACCCCAAGAAAAAAACAGAGGCAUCACCAGAGCAGCCUAAUCCAGUUUUCAAGACUGCUGGCAAGUCGGAUGGCUCAAAAAAGGUGGCUGUUGUAGGAUCUGGAGAUGGCAAGGCCUCAAAAGCAAAGGCCGUUGCUAAUGCGAGCGGUACCAACAAAAAUUCAUCUGCGGUGAAAACUGCCAACGCUAAACAAAAAGUGCAGCCCAAGAAGAAGGUGAACAAUAAGGGCCGCAAGCAGGAGAAGCCGAAAACCAACGCCGGCACUGCUCCCAAAUCUUCUGGAUAGUUGCAAAAAUUGAACAUGUGACAAAAUUGCAAUAUUAAAGAAACAAUAAAGAAAUUAUUUUCUGA
Molecule: messenger RNA, 804 nt
Organism: Cloeon dipterum
Lineage: Eukaryota; Metazoa; Arthropoda; Insecta; Ephemeroptera; Baetidae
Exons: 8
Coding region: 35-739 (234 amino acids)
Source: RefSeq, a predicted model, not a curated record